Alosa alosa (allis shad) is the source of this 10631-nucleotide messenger RNA. It is a transcript of the gene nin, whose product is annotated as ninein (GSK3B interacting protein). Gene Ontology annotation, cellular component: centrosome; mitotic spindle pole; centriole. The record is from RefSeq and is a predicted model, not a curated record. Gene Ontology annotation, molecular function: calcium ion binding. Lineage: Eukaryota; Metazoa; Chordata; Actinopteri; Clupeiformes; Clupeidae. Gene Ontology annotation, biological process: microtubule anchoring at centrosome; centrosome localization; centrosome-templated microtubule nucleation.
GGGUCUGUCCUAUGGGAUGGAUGAGUCUCAGCAGGACCUGUAUGAGGAGCGACUGAAGGAGGUCUUCCACAGCUUCGAUGCCAGCGGCGCAGGCUCCCUCAGCCCUGAGGAGCUCACUGAUCUCUGCCAGUCCCUGCAGCUGCAGGAGGCCGAGCCCACCCUUCUCAACACCCUAUUACAGAACCAGGACCAGCUGACAGGCAGGGUGGAUUUUGAGCAGUUUAAGAAUGCGUUGAUUCUGGUGUUGUCCUCGACUAUCGGAAACCCAGCUGAGAGUGAAGAGGCGGCAGCACAAUCAGACGACUCGCCUCCAGACUCUCCGGAGGUCCAUCCCAAGUUUGUGAAGGGGACUAAGCGCUACGGCCGGCGCUCCACCCCAGAGUUUAUCGAGGGCCUUGGGGAGUUCUCCGCAGCUGCCUCAGAACAGGAGGGAGGGCCGUCAGAGGGGCAGAGGGCUGAAGAAGAGGAGGAUGAGGAGGAUGAAGAGAAUGAGGAAUCCGCAGUACCCAGGAAACGUGAGCGCUGGAACACUCACGGAAGCAGCCCAGAGGAAUAUGAGGCUGAGGGUCAGCUUCACCUGUGGAACCCGGAUGAGCCUGGCACGCCCCGUGGCUCUAUGUGCAUGCCCAUCUCCGAGCGGCAGGAGGAGCGCUUACAUGCCGCCUGUGCCGAGCUGGCGCUGCCUUGGGACCAGCCAGCCACGCAAGAACAGCUGUUCACACUCUGUCAGCACCUGGGCCUGGAGUUGAAUGAUGACCUGCUGCAGUGUUUGGAUGUGGAGGGAGACAUGAAUGUGUUGGAUUUCAUGCGCUACAUCAUUAGCCAGAGUCAGCCCCCCACCCCCUCAUCCUCGACACCCUACCGACAGCUGAAACGGCAUCACUCUACACAGCCCUUUGAUGAGAGUGGUCGCAGGACGAGUAUCGCCACCAGCACCAUUGGCCUGCGUCUCUUCUCUACGUUGGAUGAUGGCACCGGACAUACAGCAGCAGAGGAACUGGUGGAUGCCUGGAUGGACGAGGGCAUUGAAAACAGUCCAGAGGUUCUUGAGGCUCUGGAGUUUAGUCUGGAUGGGCGGGUGAAUCUGAGCGAGCUGACAAUGGCUCUAGAGAACGAGCUGAUGAUGACAACGAAAAACAACAUCCACAGAGCGGCACUGGCGAGCUUCAAGGCAGAGAUCCGACACCUUGUUGAGCGUGUGGACCUGGAGCUGCGGGAAAAGGAGAAGAUUCGUUCUGAUCUGGAGAAGGCUGAGAAGCUCAAGUCCCAGCUGGCCUCUGAGGUAGAUGAGCACCACUUUGCCAUCGAGCGCCACAACGAGCAUAACCUGCGUAAGCUAGAGCUGGAGCACAAGGAGAAGCUGGCGGCGCUGCGUUCAGAGCUGACCCGAGAGAUGGACCGGCUGCAGCAGCAGGCCAGCCAGCAGCGUGAGGAGCUGGAGGCCGAGAUCGUCAAGAUCCGUGAGGACGAGACCUUCCUGCGGGAGCAUCUCUCUCUCACAGCCAAAGAAAAUAGCCGCCUGGAAGCAGAGCUGCUGGACAGCACAGAGAGGCUUGUGGAGGCUGAGAACCAGGUCAGCAAGCUGCAGAAGAACCUGGACAACGUCCUCAAAGAAAAGUUUGGAGACCUUGACCCAGGAAGCGCUGAGUUCUUCCUGCAGGAGGACCGUCUGCGACAGCUUCGCAGCAACUAUGAGCUCCAGUGCAGAGAGCUGCAGGAUCGUAUCGAUGAGCUGCAGGCCCAGCUGGAGGAGUUUCAGGUGGUCGGCCGAGCGCCCCCACCCUCCUCACUGCUCUCUCUGUCUGAUGAGCUUGAGAACAAGAGCCCGGGCAUGGAGUCAGACCAGGGUCUGGGGCUAGAGGAGAGUCAGCCCUUUAACAUGUCUCUAGAGACAGAAAUGCUCCUGGAGCGGCUGAAGGAGCAGCACUUUAGAGAGAUGGAGAGCAUCAAAGAGCAGGUGAGCGAGUACCAGCAGCGUCUGGAGGAGCAGCAGGCAGUGCAGGAUGAGCUGAGGAGCACACUCUCCUCUCAGCACCAGGAGGAGGUGCAGGCCCUCAGGGAUGAGGUGGCACUCGUUCUCUCUCGGGCACACAAGCUCCAGAAUCAACUGGACCAGGUGGAGGAGGAGCGAAUGAAUUUGGAGGAGAACCAGGUUGAGGAGCGAGAGGCUCUGGAGAGGCGACACCAGGAGAGGAUGUCCUCCCUCCAGCAUGAUCUUGAGGAAUCGCUGGCUCAGGCCGGUGAGCUCCAGGAGCAGCUGAAAACUGUGGAGGCACGUCACGCAGACGCUAUGGAUGAGCUGGAGAAGGAACACUCUGAUAAGAUCCACCAACUGGAGCAGCAACAAGAGGAGGCAUUUAAGACCAGAAUGGAGGAGGAGAGGCAGAAGCUUCAGGGAGACAGGGAGGAGGAGGAGAAGAGGAUAUUGGACAAGUGGGAACAGGAGAGGGAGCAGCUUCAGAAGAGCCACGAGGAGGAUCUUGUUGCUCGGCUUGAGGAAGCAAAGAGGACACUUGAGGAGGACAGCAAGGACCUGCAGAGGAGACUUACAGAGGAAUGGGAACAGGAGAAAGGCCAGCUAGAGGGGCAGCAUAAGGAGGUGCUGGAGGCCCUGCUGGUGGAGGAGGGAAUGAGGCUCCUCAAGGAGCAAGAGCAGAAGGAGGCCAAGCUCAGGGAGCAGUGGGAGGAGGAGCAAGCUCUUUUGGAGGAGCAGCAUGAGGCCUCCCUUCAGGACUGUCUGGCCAAGGAAAGGGAGCGGCUCCGGGACGUCGAAGAGGAGAUAGAGAGGAGGUUGUCAGAGGAGUUUGAGAAGGAGAAAUCCCAACUUGAAGAGCAGUAUGAAUGUGAGCUACAGGAGAGGUUGGAGGAAGAGAGGGUCAAACACCGGCAAGAGAAGGAGGAGGUAGAACGGAGGUGGCAGGACACUCUGGAGGAGGAGAAGGCCCGUCUGGAGGAGAGCAACCGAGAAGCGAUUCAGGAGCUCAGCUCCAAACAUAGCGAGGAGCGGGAGAGACUCAGCGGCCUGCUGGACAAACUCAGGGACGACAUCGCACUGGAAAGGAGGGAACUGGAGAGCCACUUCUCCCAAAGAAUCACAGAGGUUGAGGCUCGAUUCUCAGGUGAUCAGGAGGCUGUGUCAGAACGCUUCCAGGCAGACGUUCAUAGCCUCGAGCAGCACUACCAGAGCGAACUUCAGGCACUCUCUAAGCACCACACAGAAGAACGGACCAACUGGGAGGCAGAAAUGGAAGCUGCAAACCAAGAGGCAGAAAAUCAGCUGAAGGUCCUGAAGGAAACCUUACAACUGGAAAAGGAGACUUUCACCCAGGAGCUAUCCAAAGAGCGUGAAGAUUUUGAGCAACAUCACAAAGGAGAAAUGGAGGCCCUCAGGCUCAAGAACCAGGAGCUCCAAAAUGAGCUGGAGAGCUUUAUUAGUGCAGCGCAGACCAAAGAGAUCGAGCUCAGCCGGCAGCUGAACGAGCUCCACGACCGACUGCAGGAGAACCUUGAUGCAAAAGACGAGCUACUGGCCCAGUCAGAGAGAAAGGCCUUGGAGGUGGAGCUGCUUCUCCGACAGGCGGCUAAUGACUUUGAGCAGGAGCGCACUGAUCUGCAGGCCAGCCUGUCCGACCUAGAAUCAAGGCAUGUUGAGGCGCUUAACCUAGCAGAGACACAGUUGGAAGAGAGGAGGCAUCUCCUGGAGGAAAGGGAUCAGCUGAAGGCUAAGGUCCAGGAGGUGGAACAGUUGCUCAGGCAGGCAGCAGAGGACUUUGAGAAUGAGCGGCUAGAGAUGCAGUGCAGCCUGAUGGAGCUGGAGGAAAAACUGAAGGAGGCCCAAGCAGCUGCCACCUCGAUGGGGGAGAAGACAAAUGAGCUGGGAGACCUGGACCUAGAGCUUGAUGUAGUGGAAGAGUCAAGUCCAAAUGUAGAGGAAACUACUGAAUCAUUUGAGAUAUGCGAUGAGAAGGCUGAUAUUGUUGCAGAAAUGUGUGAAGGUGAAGAAAUUAUCAUUCUCUCCAAUGAUUUUGAAGUACCAGAAGGUAUAAAUGAUGAUGACGUUGAGAAGGAGGCAUCUUGUGAUCUUCCUGUGUUUGCUGUACCAAUUCCAGAAGAGACCGAUGAGGAAUUGGCCAAGGAAAACUGUGAUGCCAACAUGCAAAUCACAGUGAGUGAAGUUGCACAUGAUGAGGAAGAAGGUACUGAUGAGACAGAGGCUGAUGGCAAUGUUCAAGAAGACCCCACAGAAGAGGGGGAUUUGAGUGCCAACACUGAUGAGAAGGAUGUCGUAGAUGUUGUGAAUGAUGCUGAUGAAGUAAUCUCCAGUACUGAUGAUGGCCUUACUGAAACCACUGGUGACGUAGAAGGUGCAGAGGAGGAAAACCUGGUUGAUCCAGAUGAAGGAGCAGACUUUCAUCCUGCAGAACCUGCUGACGGGAAAGAUGCUGAGAGUGCAACAGUCGCAGACUCACAGGAGACAGAGGAUGCAGAGUUCACAGUUGUUACUGAGAAGAAUGAAAUCAUAGAUACAGACAUUAAUACCGAAGAUGACCAGGUAGAUCUCUCCGGUGUCUCAAAUGUAGAAACAAAGGAGAAUGUAGAGAAAGCUGAAACUGUAGAUGGAGGUGUGAUCGAAGUUGUUGAGGCCAAAGUAGAGGAUGAAGAAGUUGCUGAGACUGGAGCCGAGAUUGUGCAUGCUGAUGCAGCUGAGCCAGAGGGUGGGCAAGUGGAGGUUUCAGAAGAUAAGGAAGUUGACGUUGUACAGGUUCUAGAGGUGGAUGUUGUAGAUGUGAGUGUAGAGAUUGUAGAGGCAGAAGUCACAGUGGCCACAGACACAGAUCCUGUACAUGUAGAAGAAGUUGAGCACAAUAAUGUCAGCACAAGGGCAGAUGUUGAGGGCAUGGAAACAGACAAAAAUGAAGGGGAAUGUGUUUCUCAGAAUGAGACAGAUUCCGCCAACGCAGGGUCUGGGACAGGGGCAGAUGUUGAGGACACGGGGGCAUACAAUGAAGAUACAGGGGUAGAUAUGUCAGACCUGGGGGCAGACAAUGCAGAUCUUGAGGGGACGGGGAUAGUUGCAGAUGUGGGUGAGACCAGGCAAGUUGUUGAGAACAUGGGGGAGGUUGCAGACAUCCAGGCAGAAGUUGAGGAUAUGUCAGUUGAAGUUGUGGACAAUGGAAUGCCUAAUGAGGUACCAGCUUCAAACCCUGAUGCAGAGAUCAACACAGAAGGAAUAGUUAUACAGGUCACAGAGGAGAACAAGGAAGAAGGUGCUGACCUGGAUGCUGCAGGAGACAUUGAGCCUACUGUAGAGGACAUGAAGAUAAUUGAACAGGCCAGUGUUGCUCUCUUCCUGGAGAGGAUGAAAGAGCUGGAAAGACAGGCAGAGUUGGUGGCUAAGCUUCAGGAGGACUGUGCUUUAGCAGUAAAGGAGCGUGAUGCUUGUGUACAGGAAAUCCUAGAGCUGCAGGAUAGAGUAGGCCAGUUUCAGGAUCAGACACGUGUCCUUGCUCACCUACAGGCUCAGUAUAAGGCUGCUACUGAAGACAAUCAGUCAUUACAGCAACAGGUCUCCCAGCUCCAGCAGCGAACCAAUGAGCUAGAGGUAAUCUUGGAGGUAAACAGUGAGAGUCUCAUCACUGGACAGGAAGCUCUGGUUGAGAACUGUGACCUGAAGUCUGAAAUCUCUACCAUGACUGAACAAGUCAAGAACCUAGAAAUCAAGGCACUAGAACUCACCGACUUACAGAUUCGGUACGAGGAGUGCAUCUGCGAGAACGUGCGGCUGGCCGACCACAAUGAAAAGCUGGAAAAGAGGGUCGGCCUGGAGGGUAAGAUGCAUAUCAUUCAAGAGUUCCACGACCAGCACUCUGCGCUCCUGGACGAAAUUGGACGCAUGCGAGAGGAGAACACCAAGCUGAGCGCUGUUGUCCACGAGCUAGAGAAGCAAGAUGACGAGGAUGUGAAUGAUUUGCUCCAGGCCAUGCAGCAUGAAUCCUCAGAUUCUUCCGGAAACACGUCAGACUCUGACACCUUCCUGGAUUUGAACUCUCAGAUGGAGGCCAAAAUCCAGGCGGUGUCUGACCUGGAGGAGUGCUGCUCUGAGUUCGAAAAACAGAAUGCCAAGUUGCGCAGGGCACUCACCGAGCUUCAGGAGAGGUCUUUCCACAUACGCAAUCGGAUGCAAGCACAUAGAAGCGAAGCAGGACGUCUAGCAGAGGAGAAUAUCGUGCUGAGGCAUAAAAUAUCUGCCAUAAAGGAAGAAGAUGUCCGAGAAAGUCAAGAGGACAUGCUGAUUAAACUGGAGCUUUUUAGGAAAGAAAAGGUUGCUGCUCAGAAGAUGGCUGAGUCAUUCAAGAAACAGAUCUCUGAGUUGCGAAUGCGCGGGCUGCAGCUGGAAGAGGAGAAUGGGCUGCUGUCGCAGAAAAACGACCAGAACGCCGCAGAUGUCCAGGAGCUGAGCGUGCAUCUGGGAGAUCUGAUCCGCCACAGCGAGAGGAGGGAGGCCGGACACCAGCGCGGCACACUCUCAGCCAGGGAGAGGGAGGAGAUGGAAGCAUGCGUGACCGCCCUGGAAUCGGAGCUAACCAAAGCCCAAGAGGAGAGUGCUAUUCUACAGCAUGAGAAGGCCCUGCUCUCACGACAGCUCUCCUCUCUGCAUGGACAGCUGAAGGAUGGAGGGGAUCUGGCCAGUGCUUUGUCCAGAGCCCAGAGACUACAGGAAGAGAAGGAGCUUCUUAAAGAGGAGCUGGAUUGCUGUGUAGAAAAGGUGGCUAAGCUGGGGGCUCUGGAAGGCCAGCUCGCCCAUCUGCUGCAGGAGAGGCAGACCGCUGAGAAGCAGGUGCACAGCCUACGCAGCCAGCUGUCCAAAGCGCAGGAGAAGAACCAGGCACUGGAGAGUACCCUUCAAAUGGUAAACCUGCAGACUAGUCGCCUCAAAUCGGACCUCAGAGUCACACAACAGGAACGAGACGCCCUCAAACAGGAAGUGAUGUCACUGCACCAGAAACUGCAGAAUGCCAAUGACAAGGUCCAGCUUCUGGAGGUGAGCCUGCAGGCGAGUGGCUUCCCAGCCCCCCAGAGGCAGCUGCUGAGUGGGGAGCUCAGGCGCCUGCUGGAGCAAGACCAGCAGCUCCUGCAGCAGGAGAACGAGAGGCUGCUACGCGAGGUGCAGCACGCCAAGGGGGAGCUGCAGAACACGCGCGAGAAGACCCGUCAGCUGGAGUCGACUGUGGUGAGUCUGAAGCAGCGGCAGCAGCAGAGUCAGGCGGGGCUGCUAAAAGUGGUGGAGCAGGAGAAGGCUUCCCUGAAGCGGGAGCUGGAUGCCCUGCGCAACGAACUGCUCUCAGCCCAGAACAAGGUUUGUGAGCACAAUGAAGAACAGCGGCAACUGGAGACUCUUAGGCAGGAGAAUUCAGCACUAAAAAGCAGGCAGACCCAUCUGGAGGCCCAACUACUUGAGGCCCUGCAGGUUCAGCUGGGAGGGAUUCUUCCGCAGUCUCCGGUCAGGUUGCCUGGGGAACGCAGAGGUCAACACCGCGGCGAUGAUCAUGGCCCUGAUUUCAACAUCCAGGAUGAGCGAGAGCUGAAGCUGAUGAAGAUGGAGGAGAGGAUGCGGGACGUGGAGCUGGCGCUCCGGCAUGUCAAGAUGCUGCUGCAGGACAAGGUCUCUCAGCUAAAAGAGCAGUUGCAUAGGAACAGCAAGGCUGACGGCAUGAUUAAGGACCUGUAUGUAGAGAACACCCAGCUUCUGCAGGCUCUGCAGCGGAGCGAGCAGCGCCACAAGACGGCCGAGAAGAAGAACUUCCUCCUGGAGGAGAAGAUCUCCAGUCUCAACAAGAUUGUCCGCGAACUCGGACCCUCCCCACUCUCACCCACCCCCUACCCGUUCACCCGUUCCUGACCAAUCCAGCACGAAGGUUCCUGCCAAAUGUGCAUCUGAAGGGAAGAUUUGCGGGAUUUGUUCUGAUUAUUAACCCUUUCAUAAUAUUAUUUUUCCGCAGCAAAACCGUGUCUGCAGCCUUAACUGUAAUGGGUACAAACACCAAAUUUUCAUCUUGGGUCCCAAAUCAGUGCAUGAUUUUACGAAAUUACCCAAUUCUGCCCACAGGGGGUGCUACAAUAAGCACAUUUACAUUUUUGCUUAUAUCUUUGGAACUGUAGGGAAUCUUUGAAAAAAUCCCCUUCCCUCUUGUUCCUUCAGAGCUCCUGCAUUAAAUGAAGACAGCCACGCCCAUUUGACCAUUGUCCAAUCUUCCUGCCAUUUUCAAAAAACUCAAAAGUGAAACUAAUCUAUCUCCUCCUAGACCGUUGAUCUGAUUCCCACAGAAUUCGGUACACAUAAUCUACAGACCAAGCUGCCUUGUAAAGUUUUACAUCAAUACAUUUUUGGGUGUGGCCUAUAAUAAUUCUAUUGCUUAAAUCUUAUAUUGUAAAGGCCCAAUCCUAUUCAAUCUUGGUACACUUUAUCAUAACCAUACUCUUUGGAAGCACACUAAAUUUCAUGAAAAUCCGUCCAUAGGGGGCGCUACAGCUGCCACGUUAACAAUUAAUCAUGGUUCUAUUGCCAAUAUCUUCUCUUGUAAAGGCUCAAUCCUAUUCAAACUUUGUACACACAAUCAAUAUAACAUUCUUUGGAUGCACACAGAAUUUCGUAACAUUCCGUCCUUAGGGGGCGCUACAGCUUUAAGAUGAACUGUUUGAUGUAAACAAGUGAAAUUUGGCACCUGGUGUUAUUUCAUCACCUUUCUUAAUCUGCCAGUUGACUCACUUUUUAAAAUAGCCACCAGUGACCAAUCAAAUUUCAGUUGUCAAUAUUGCCAAUAUCUUCUCUUGUAAAUGUCACACAAUCAAUGAAUGUGACAUUCUGUCUAUAGGGGGUGCUACAGCCACCACAUGUUAAAAUGUCAUGAACUGUUUGACAUUAAAAAUAAGUGAAAUUUCGCCCACUUACACCUCGAGUUAUUUCAUCACAUUUCCUAAUUGAGUCGCUCUUCAAAAUGGCCUCCAACGGCCAAUCAAAUUUCAGUUGUCAAUGUAUGCCAUUGUAAAUGGCUGAUCCUCAUGAAACUUAAUAGGUUUCUUCAAAAUGACAGAGAAGCAUAUCUCUUCACCUGAUUAACAUAGACAUAUAGAAAUUAGUAUGCUUAUACUUGCAAUUUAGCUUGAACCCUGAUAAUUACCGCUUACCGGUAAUAUUUUUGAUUGCUUUUUUAGACUACCUAGUUCUAUACACACUGCCAUGCCUUCAAGGUAUCAGGGAUAUUUUGUCAGUAUCAAAGGUUACCCGGUAUAUGAGGAAGUAAUAAGCAAGUCACUGUAUGUAGCAGUACAUUACAAAUUGUGGUGUUGAUGGGAGCAAAUAAAUAUAAUUGGUUGAUGUAACUGGCUAAUGUAAUUGGUUAUAAACAAAGCAUGUAAACAUUACUGUACAUGCAUGAUUUAAAUGCUAUGGAUCCUAUCAAAAGAAUCCUCAGAAUACAGGUGCAUCUCAAAAAAUUAGAGUAUAAUGGAAUUCCAUUGCCCUGCCCAGACAGACAUUAAAGGCUCAGGAAACUAUUGCCAGUAUUUUAACUUAAUUAGCUGAUUAUAACUCUUCUUAGGUUGACUUUUCUGUAUUAUAAAUUCAUUGUUCAAAUAUUUUUAAAAUAUGAAAUAUAUUUUUCAUUUCCACGAGCUGUAAACUGUAUUAAACAAGAUUAGAAUAACCAAUAUUAAAGCAAAACAAAAAAGGCUUAAAAUAUUUCACUUGUGUAAAAUAUUUAUGAAAGUUUCACUUUUUAAUAUUAUAGGGAAAAAUUAACUAUUCCAUGAUAUUAAACAUUUUUGAUAUGCACCUGUACUCCUGAAGAAAAACUAUACUUGCAUUUCUCCAGGUGUAUCAUGUGACAUGGAGUAAUAGUUAACAGGGUAAGCACUACAUUUUAUUUGGCACAACUGUGAAGUGGUUUGGCCUGCAUGUAUUUUUGUUGCUGUUAUGAGUUUGAAGUUUUCAUUAAUGACUGAAUGAUUAUACCACAAUGUAACCACUGACCUGGACAUUCCUGAUAAUGAGGUGCACUUUACUGUAUGCAGACCAGUAUCCUUGCUAUUUAUUUGCUUGCUUGUUUGUUUGUUUGUUUGUUUGUUUUGCUGGAUUUGGGAGUUGUGUCCAUAUCAGACCAUUUGUAAAGACAUCAUGGACAGCAAAUGAUAUUUGAGAAUGUUCAUGGUGGUGUUUCAGUAUUGCACUGUAUUACUGGUAAAUGUGGCAUAGGCCGACUUCAUGCUGUGGUAGGCUAAGGAAAUGUUCACUAACUGCACACUAGGUGGCGACUGCAGGUAAUGCACAAUGAUCUUCAGAAAGAAUACGUUUGGAUACGCAAUAUAUUGAUACUUAAAGCAUUCAUUAAAUGAGUCCUAACCCAUAAGAAACCUUUACAGCACAUAAUAUUUAGCAAUAAAUGUUGACAGUAAUGGGUGUAAAAUGAAUGUGUUCAAGCAAAGACUAGAUUCUUUGGGUCCUAUGAAAUUACAAGUUUUGUCAACCUGGAAAUAAUACAUCAUACCUGUGACUGUGAGGAGGUUAUCCUAAAUAAUGACAAGCUGCUACUAGACUAUACAGUGACAAGUAUCACUGAAGACCCAUGUAUGAA